Messenger RNA from Melampsora larici-populina 98AG31, 2137 nucleotides. RefSeq lists its product as uncharacterized. The transcript has 11 exons. Gene Ontology annotation, molecular function: ATP binding; proton-transporting ATPase activity, rotational mechanism. Gene Ontology annotation, biological process: ATP metabolic process; proton transmembrane transport. Gene Ontology annotation, cellular component: proton-transporting V-type ATPase, V1 domain. The record is from RefSeq and is a predicted model, not a curated record. Lineage: Eukaryota; Fungi; Basidiomycota; Pucciniomycetes; Pucciniales; Melampsoraceae. Bases 61 to 1635 code for a protein of 524 amino acids.
GACUACUUCAACACUUCAUCAACCAUUGCCAUCAAGAUACAAACACAUCCAACAUCCACUAUGUCAUCAGAUCCAAGAAUCUCAAAAUCUGAAGCCUUCCAAAUAAACCAGGCUGCCGUUACUCAGAAUUUCAAGCCAAGGAUUGACUAUCGAACCGUCUCAGCUGUCAAUGGGCCUUUGGUCGUUCUAGACAACGUGCACUUUCCUUCUUAUAAUGAGAUUGUCAUGCUCACUCUUCCCGAUGGAACUCAACGUGGUGGUCAAGUCUUAGAAGUAAACGGAAAGAAAGCAAUUGUUCAGGUCUUUGAAGGAACCUCUGGCAUCGACGUCAAAGCGACCCAUGUUGAGUUCAGUGGAUCGAGUAUGAAGCUUCCGGUUAGCGAGGAUAUGCUGGGUAGGAUUUUCAAUGGAUCUGGUCAACCCAUCGAUAAGGGGCCAAAGGUCUUUGCGGAAGAUUACUUGGACAUCAACGGUUCACCAAUCAACCCAUACUCACGAAUCUAUCCAGAGGAAAUGAUUCAGACAGGUAUCUCGACUAUCGACGCCAUGAACUCCAUUGCAAGAGGUCAAAAGAUUCCGAUCUUCUCUGCGGCCGGGUUACCCCACAACGAAAUCGCAGCUCAGAUCUGUCGACAGGCAGGUCUUGUCAACAAAGGUGGCGUGAACCCUGGCCAAGGCAAGCCUACCAAAUCAGUACACGAUGAUCACGAAGACAAUUUCUCGAUAGUCUUUGCUGCUAUGGGUGUCAACAUGGAAACUGCCCGGUUCUUCAGGCAAGACUUUGAAGAGAACGGAUCUCUUGACCGGGUCACGUUGUUCCUUAACUUGGCUAAUGAUCCUACGAUCGAGCGUAUCAUCACUCCUCGACUAGCUCUCACAACCGCUGAAUAUUUCGCCUAUCAGCUUGAGAAACACGUUCUGGUCAUCUUGACUGACAUGUCAUCAUAUGCCGAUGCUUUACGAGAAGUUUCGGCUGCUCGUGAAGAAGUGCCAGGUCGAAGAGGGUACCCAGGUUACAUGUACACAGAUCUGUCCACUAUCUAUGAACGAGCAGGUCGAGUCGAGGGCCGAAAUGGAAGUAUCACACAAAUCCCCAUCUUGACUAUGCCUAACGAUGAUAUUACACAUCCCAUUCCUGAUCUCACAGGAUACAUUACCGAAGGACAAAUCUUUGUCGACAGACAGCUGCACAACAAACAGAUCUACCCACCCAUCAACGUCCUACCUUCACUAUCCCGAUUAAUGAAGUCAGCUGUUGGAGAGGGACUUACUCGAAAGGACCACUCGGAUGUCUCGAAUCAACUGUACGCCAAAUACGCUAUUGGAAAGGAUGCAGCUUCCAUGAAAGCUGUCGUAGGAGAAGAAGCUUUGUCAUCGGAAGAGAAGCUUGCCCUUGAGUUCUUGGAAAAAUUCGAAAGCACGUUUGUGAACCAAGGCCACAAUGAAAACCGGACGAUCUUCGACUCCUUGGAUCUUGCCUGGUCUCUCUUGCGCAUUUUCCCUAGAGAACAACUCAAUCGUAUCCCACAGAAGAUUCUGGAUGAAUGGUAUUCUCGUCGCCCCACAGCCCCGCAAGCUGAAGCUAAAAAGAACGACAAAAGUAAAACAAAUGGGGAGGCGAAUUUGAUUGACUGAAAGUUAUCUUACAAUCGAUUUCGUCUCUACUUUCGCGAUGUAGCUGAUAUCGUCAGUCUUGAUCAAAGCUACCUACUCUUGUUAGCUCACCAUAGAUCAUGAAACUUUCUUUUUCCAGUUGGUUCACACUAUCUUUGAUUUCAAUUCCUCAUGUCUUUAGUAUCUCAAUCUAUCACUUGCUCCCAUGUGCCCUAUCUCUAUCAUGGGUACAUUUUUAUGUCUUUUGCUGUUAUUCUUUUUUCUACUUCUGCAUAUAUAUAAUGUAAUCCUUUUGAUCUCUUUUGAGCGUAUGACUAAGUAGAUGGACUUCAAACUAAGAAAAAGACAGCUAAACACAGACUAUAUAUAUAUUCUUUUGCUGAGAGACGAUUAUACUUGUCUGUUCUCUUUUCUAUUUCACAUUUUUCCGUAUUGUCAGAUUGAUGAAUUCGAACCCUCCAUCUCUUUGAAUAAAACAACCGUCAGAUCUAUGAUGCAAAUAUAUUAUUCAGAAUUCUUAAGC